AUGAGUUGCCUCCGUGCUUGCUUCAGAGACAGAGGUCCUCAGCCAGAGACAGAAGCUAUGAAAACGCAAAGCCCUGGUCAGGAGCAUGAAAUUAUUGAAUUACAAGAAGCUAAUGUGGAGGAAAGUGAGGCUGAUCGUCGCAAGCCUCUAAAUGCUGAAACAAGACAGGAGAGAGAUCCCUGGAAAUCAUGCAGGAAUGUAGUUUUUUGGAAGUGUGAACUAUGGAUGGUUAUAGCUACAAUUUUUCUAGUAUUCUUCCUGGUCAUUCUCAUCAGCCUAAUUCUUUAUUCUAAUGUUUACAUAGAUGAAGAUGACUAUUGGGACCCUGAUGCACUACUAAACAGUGGAAAUUGUCGCAAUUUUUCAGGAACGUUGAAGUUAAUGUGUGGUCUGCCACACCUUUUCUCAGAAAACAUUACUAAAAGGUUAACAGAUGUCUACAGUUCAUCUCCAGCUCUAGGACGCUACUUUAGAUCAGCUCGGGUGCUUUAUUCCAGUAAUGAAAACUCCACUGUAUUUUAUCAGCUAGAGUUUUCUGUACCACCAUCAACAGAGGGGUUUAUGGAAAACACAAUGAACCCAGAUUUUAUAAGGAACGUUUUACGUCAAAAUAUUUAUGAUGAAGAUGAUACUUUUAAUCCUGGGACAUCUGAAUGUGACAGGUUAAAGCUUGACCCGACUUCUCUCACAUUAACAUGUAAGUGCUGUACAUUAGAGACUUGUUUCUUUACAAAGAGCAGAAGUAUUCACUUGAAAGGAGGGAAAUCUUUCUGGAAAGAUGUUGAGAUUUGUUAG
This is a messenger RNA of Cariama cristata (Red-legged seriema), 795 nucleotides long. RefSeq names its product chromosome unknown open reading frame, human C3orf52. The record is from RefSeq and is a predicted model, not a curated record. NCBI's taxonomy places the organism in Eukaryota, Metazoa, Chordata, Aves, Cariamiformes, Cariamidae. The coding region runs from base 1 to 795 and encodes 264 amino acids. The transcript is spliced from 5 exons.